Messenger RNA from Trichobilharzia szidati, 3036 nucleotides. Lineage: Eukaryota; Metazoa; Platyhelminthes; Trematoda; Strigeidida; Schistosomatidae. The record is from the annotation of a GenBank genome assembly.
AGUUACGACGUUAUUGGAGCGAAUAUAUUAAACGAGUUCGUAUUACAUCAUUUAUUAGUGAUAUUGAAAAACAGUAUUAUGAGUUAUCUGCACUUUCAAAUGCAUGGAAUAAUCUUAUCGAAUCUUUGGUUGAUUAUUUACCAGUCAAAAUGUCCAAUUCAUCCUCGUUAUCUCCACUACACCAUUCUAGUCAAUCAUCUUCAGAUAGUAAUAGUAGUAAUAAGGUGACUAAUACUUUAGGCUAUUCACCAUCACAUUGUAUCAUACAUUCUGCAUUAAAAGACGAAUGUGAUGAGGCGAAUUCAUCAUUGAGUAAAACUAUGUUAGAAGAUUUGGAGUCAUUAUCAUGUCGGAUACUAGAAGCUGAAACUACUGGUGGUCGCCUGCUGCCACGAUUGGAAGAGUUGGCUAAAAUUACAAAUACACUGGAAUCUUUUAUUGUGUGUAAACAAGAGAUAUCUGAUGGUAAUGAUCUGAAGCAUAAUCACGAAGCUUCAUUCCUCUGUGAUGUAAGCGGAUUGUUAAGUGCUGAUUUAAUACCAAAUAAUAUUUGCUCAGAGAUGCCAACAACACUGUCAAUAAAUACCAGUCAUCAGUACACUGAUCUCAAUCAUAAUUCUAGUUUAUCCUUAUGCUCGAGAGAAGAGGAAAUGAGUGAACCAGCAUCGUCUAACCCGGAUUCAUUGCAUGACACUGAUUACACAUUAAAUACAAAACUUGAUGAAUGCAUGAAACAGCGUUUUCCAUCAGUAAGAUUUCCUUCCACUAUCAAAGAAUGGUCUAUAUUAUUUAAAAGUAUGAUUGAAUUAGCUAGUACAGAUCUACCGAAGGCAGCUGAUCAAAUCAAUCGGUUAUUACAACUUUAUACAGAAAUUGAUAAUGCUGCAUCAUGGAUUAAAGAAGGACGUCAUUUAUUAGAGACAGUGACGCCACCAGAGAAACUCACCGGUAUGGAUUUAGCAGAGUGUCGAACACAUAUGGAUGAAUUGGUUGCAUUUACUACUUCACGUCAAACAAGAUUAGAAUUACUUGGAAAUCCGAAAUUAUUUCAUACACGAUUAACUGGAUUACUGGAUGCUGAUUUAAAGACUCAACUAAGUAAAUUAUUAAAACAAGUGGAGGAUUUAGCUCAAAAUUGUAAUCUUGCUAUUGCUUCAAUUCGUCAACACAUAUCACGUACAAGUUUUCCAAGAAAUCAUCCUAAUUCACAAUCUUUUGCCAGUAGUAAUAAUAGUACUAUAACUAGUCCUGAAAGAAAUUCACCUGUUCAAGAAGCUAAUGAAUCAGGUCGAUUAUCAUCAUCAUCUUCAGAGGGACUUAACAAUAACAAGGUAAACAGUUCAGGUCAGUGUAUAAACUCAGCCUCAUUAUGUCAGCUACCAAGACUGGGGUCAUCAAAUUCAUUAUCAACUCCGGCUAAACGUUAUCAAUUAGCCUGGAAAGAAUUGGUAGAUACAGAGAAAUCUUAUGUCAAUUUCUUACAGCAUGUGUACGAUGUGGUCUGGUUAAAUUCCGUGGAUAAUGAUGUCAAUUGUGAGUCAGGAUAUCGUUCUUAUCCCCAGCCAACAUUUAUGCGUGAUAAUCAAAAUCGUCUGCUUUGUAACUGGCCAGAGAUACUUCGUUUUCAUAAAGAUUCUUUACUACCACAUUUGGAGGCGUGUGAUGGCAAUGCAGAAAAAAUUAAAGCUUGGGUAUUUCUUAUGGUCCCACGUCUUGUCGACUUAUAUACUGUUUAUUGUUCACUUCAUGAAUGUGCAGUUCAAUUGAGUGUUACACUUGAAAAAGAUCGUGUUUACUCCCCUUGGAUAACAGCAUGCAAUGAAGAGAUAUAUCGUAGAGAAAUGUUGACAGCUAAAAUGAACAAUCAAGAUGCAGUACAAUCAUCGAAUGAAUUAACUCGGCCAUUGUUAUUAUUCAGUUCUCGUCUUGUUACACCUGUACAACGUUUUCAACGUUAUCAUUUAUUGUUAGAUAGACUUGUGAAACAUGAAACAAAUGAAUGUGAUCGCGCUGAUCUACAAAUUGCACAUAAAACCGCUUCAGAAUUAUGUGAAACAGUGAAUGUUGCUAUGCAACUUCGGGGAUUAUCAGUUCGUCCAUCUGAAUUAGGCCAAUUUUUAUUGGAAGGUGAUUUCACUGUAUCACGUGAUGAUGUCCGAUUCAUGUCUAGUAAACAACGUCAUGUCUUUUUGUUUACUAAUGCUAUCCUCCUAACUAAAUAUCGUACAUCAGCCAGUUCACCUAUACCAAUGUUAACUUAUUCAAAUUCAACAACUGCUCAUUUAUCAAAAGAUUAUUCUCUUGAUUCUUAUGAAAAGUCAACAAUCAAUGCUUAUAAUACACAGAAUCAAUCGAACAAUUCAACAAUGGGUGGUACAGCAUCAAAUUUAUUAGCAUUCACUAAGUCAUUUACCUCAAACAGUGGGAAUAAUAGUAAUAACAAUAGUAGCAUAAGUAAUAAUCUAGUGUCGAAUUCAACAGCAGUACACACUAAUGGUCCAUUUUAUGAAAUUAAACAAGAACUAGAGCUUUCUAAAAUUGGACUAACUCCACAUUUUCAUGGAGAUCGUCGACGAUUCGCUGUGUGGACAGCUAAGCGUGCAGUCACUUUUAUAUUUCAAUCCUCUGAUCCGUCUACUAGAGAUACAUGGGUUAAAGUUAUUAAUGAAUUAUUAAUGAUGCAAUUACUUCGUGAUCGAUAUAAAGUUCUUAAUAAUAGUAAUAAUAAUAAUAAUAAUAGUAAUAAUCAAGUUAUACAAAGUACAAAAUUACAAUCUGUUGAACAGACACACUUCACUUCAGAUGCAUCAGAUCGUAGUAAAAGUCUGCCAGUUGGUGGAAAAUCCUUAUCACAAGAAAAUCGAUCGAAAAAAGGAUCCGUUGUAUCAUUACCGUCUGCAGUAGUUGAUCGAAAUUCAGAUAACUCUCAUCCUAAUCGAUAAAUAUCACUGAUUACUAAUCUCUGUAAAAAUCUAUUUUUCAUAUGUUUUCUCCACUCAGCUGAUUCAUUCUCUUUUUGUCUGUGUAUACAUCCGU